Bipolaris oryzae ATCC 44560 is the source of this 939-nucleotide messenger RNA. RefSeq lists its product as uncharacterized. Lineage: Eukaryota; Fungi; Ascomycota; Dothideomycetes; Pleosporales; Pleosporaceae. The record is from RefSeq and is a predicted model, not a curated record. The transcript is spliced from 5 exons. The coding region runs from base 1 to 939 and encodes 312 amino acids.
AUGGUCACCAGCACCAAGUAUCCUGGCCUGGAGGUUGCAGUUCAUGUUGAUGAUGAGCCAUUACGGGAGUACGAUGAUGGCGACGAGGAUCCUCCGUUAAACACCGUUACAAGAUACGUCGAAGCUAAAUCGGGGGCUGAGUUUGCGGUGAUAACCAUCUUCAAGCCACCCUUCUCUCCACCUCAUGGAGUCAUGAUAAGUCUCAUUGUCGACGGUAGUCCAGUGACCUCCCGGUGUUGCCGACAGGACGAGCUCUUCGAUCGCGUAUUCAAAAUGCAUGCUGUUCAUCGGAAGAUUCACGGAGAGUGGGUGAUGCAGAAGCUUCGUUUCUCGGAGUUGGACAUUGUAGAAGAGGCCCCUGGACUAGCCGCGAACGUCACAGAUGUCAGAAAUGCUUUAAGCAGCAAAGGAAAGAUUACACUCUUGCUUCACUUUGUAAAGAAUAUUAGAGAAAUAGGGUCGGAUGUGUACUGGGAAAGAAAUGUCGAACUCACGCCACUUGAUGAGAUUCCGGGGGAGGCGCUGAAAGAAAAUGCGCUCUCACACCAAGCAGCCUUGACUGCCCCAGAAAGGUCUCAGAGCCGAUCCGGACAGAAGCUCAGAGUGUAUAGUCUCGCAGAGAAAGAGCCAUUUGCAACAUUUCAUUUCAAAUACAGAUCUCUUGCGAGCCUCGAGGCCCUUGGAGUUGUACCCAGAGAUGAUUCCAUGACGGUUGCGCUAGAGGAAAGACCAGAAGAAGACCUUACUCCCGAUGAGCUGAGGGAGCUAGUUCGCCGCAUGAGACAACGAGAAGCGCAAAGCAAUCUCAUCAAGAGGGAGACAGCAGACAAAGGCCCGAUCAAGCAUGAAGAGAUUGCCGACGAUGAAGAGGCCACUGCAGCUAGAUCACGCACCCACAAGCGUCCACGAGCUGACCCAGAAGUCACUACGAUUGAUUAA